UCAUACACCACACUUCGCACGGUGAGGACUGUGACUCCAUGUCUGUGUGAGGGAGGAUGCUCAGAGCGAACCCAACCUCUCCAGACACCAGGAUGAAGUAACAGUCUGCGCGUUGUUCUCUGCUCUGGAUGCAACUGGGAUGUAUUUUGGAAGCGGGGUCGGGCAGCAGCGACCCACCAGCAUCACCGCCACUGAGUCUGACAUGAAUGACAAGUAAAAGAGCUCCUUUUUUUUUCUUUUUCUUUUUUCUUUUUUUUUUUUCUCCUUGAAGCAGCACAGGAAUGUGCACAGGGCUGCGCUCAGGCUCCUCACAGCGACAUAUUGGACCUUUUGGACCUACCUCGGUUUGUUUGUAAACAGCCAGCAGAGAAGAAUUUAAAGAGUCCGCCAAUUUAUUUUUGAUUUAUUUCUUUUGUUGCUUUUACCUAUUUUAUCCUUUUAUUUUUUGUGCGUGUGUUGCUAUUUUUGAGUGGGAGUUGGUUUGUUGGGAGUGUUUCUCUUUUGUGAAGACAAACUUCUACCAUGGCACUGAUUAUGGAGCCUGUGAGCAAGUGGAGCUCCAGUCAAGUGGUUGACUGGAUGAAAGGCCUGGACGACUGCCUGCAGCAGUACAUCAAAACCUUCGAGAAGGAGAAAGUAGGGGGCGACCAGCUGCUGCGUAUCACCCACCAGGAGCUGGAGGAUUUGGGAGUGUCCAGAAUUGGACACCAGGAGCUCAUCCUGGAGGCUGUGGACUUACUCUGUGCUCUGAAUUAUGGCCUGGAGACUGAGAAUCUGAAGACGCUGUCUCAUAAGCUCAAUGCGUCUGCCAAGAACCUGCAGAACUUCAUCACAGGCCGGCGGCGCAGCGGCCACUACGACGGCCGAGCCACCCGCAAGCUGCCCAACGACUUCCUCACCUCUGUGGUGGACCUCAUCGCUGCAGCCAAAAGCCUCCUGGCCUGGCUAGACAGGUGCUCCUUCUUUUUCAGAUCUCCAUUUGCUGCAGUGGCUGAUUACUCGGUGACGAGGAACAAUGUGAUCCAGCUGUGUCUUGAACUCACCACAAUUGUACAACAGGACUGCUCUGUGUAUGAAACAGAAAACAAGAUCCUGCAUGUGUGUAAAACUCUGUCUGGAGUGUGCGACCACAUUAUCUCUCUGUCCUCGGAUCCCAUGGUGUCACAGUCUGCACAUUUGGAAGUCGUGCAGCUGGCCAACAUAAAAUCCACUGAAGGCUUGGGCAUGUAUAUCAAAUCAACAUAUGAUGGUUUGCAUGUCAUCACUGGGACGACAGAAGGAUCUCUGGCCGACCGCUGCAAGAAAAUCCACGCUGGAGAUGAAGUCAUCCAGGUCAAUCAUCAGACAGUGGUGGGCUGGCAGCUGAAGAACCUGGUGAACUUGUUGCGUGGGGACCCGGCAGGGGUGACCCUGACGCUGAAGAAACGCCCUCAGAGCACGCUCACAUCGACCCCUGCGCUGCUCAAAAACAUGAGAUGGAAACCACUGGCUCUGCAGCCAAUCUUCCCUCAGAGCCCCAGCAGCAGCGUCGCGACGCCCACCAGCACUUUAAGCACUCCGUCCAGGAGGAGUAGCUGUGCCCUGCAGGACCUCUUCAUCCCGCCUCCUCCAGCAGAGCCCUACACCCCCAGAGAUGACAAGGGGAAUCUGCCAGAAGACGAUCCUCAAACGGACAUCCAUGUCGCUGAAGGAUCUGAGUCACCAAACUCCUACCUGGACCAGGAAUGUCGACGGCGAUUUCCCCUGGUGGAGGAGGAUGCUAUACUGUACUGCUACGAGUACGACCAGAACCAGGAGGUGUCAUCGGUGCGCAGGGGCAGCACUCCCACCUAUAGCAGGCUGAGGCCCAUCUCCAUGCCGGUGGAAUACAACUGGGUGGGAGACAACGAAGACCUGGCCAAGCUGAGGAGAGAGAGCAGGAGAGAGAAUUCCCUGCUGCGGUUUGCGAGCGAAGACAAAUCCUCGGGGGAGAACUUUUUACUGGGCCGCAGCCUGAGUCAGAACAGGAGGAAGACUGAGCGAGGAGCCAGUCCCACCCAUUACACCCUCGUCCCCGCCCUGCAGAUGGAAGUGUCCCUGUCCACGUCCAGCUCUGACUCUGCAUCCCUUUAUCACGUGUUUGAGCGAUCUUCACUGCUAUCCAGGUCAAAGAAGAAGAGUAAAGCUGGAAGUCCCAUGUCUUCAAUCAGCAAGCGACGGAUUUCCUGCAGGGACUUGGGUCAGGGGGACUGUCAGGGCUGGCUGUGGAAAAAGAAAGAUGCGAAAACCUAUUUCUCACAGAAGUGGAAGAAGUACUGGUUCAUCCUGAAAGACACUUGCCUCUACUGGUACAUGAACGAAGAGGAUGAGAAGGCCGAGGGCUUCGUCAGCCUCCCUGAGUUCAAGAUUGACCGUGCGACUGAAUGCAGAAGGAAGUUCGCUUUCAAGGCUUGCCAUCCGAAGAUAAAAACCUUCUACUUUGCUGCGGAAAAUGUAGACGACAUGUCCCGGUGGCUCAGUCGUCUCAGUAUGGCGGUGGCAGGCUACUCCGAGCAGGAGAAAAUGCACCAGGACCAAGAUUACUGGAGUGAGAGUGAUCAUGAGGAGAUGGAGAUGCCCUCAAUGCCCAAACAGGACAGUCCACCACCACCAUAUGACACCUAUCCCAGAGCGUCCUCAGUGAGUCCCUACCUGGAACCCAAACGUGGCCAUCUCUCCUCCUCCGACACUUUCCAGUCUCGUUCCUCUCAUGACGAGUUCCACUCUGAGCCUCAGGAAAGCAGCAGCAAUAACGGCGUCUCCCCCGGGCCGAAGACGAGCAGCCACCGAAACUCGUGGCAGGACCAGAUGGACAGCAGCACGAGGAUGCACUACCUCCAGACGUUUCCCAUGGAGGAAUCCCUGCUAUCUGAGGACAGGGACCAACUGGCGAUGGAGUACCGCCGGCAGUCCACUCUGCCAGCACAGCGCAGCCUGCUGCAGGAGCAGUACAGAGCGCUGCCGCUGCCCCUCAGGACCAGUAUGGAUUCAGAGGCAGGAGGGAAACCCCGCAGCUUCACUCUUCCCAGGGACAGCGGGCUGCACGCCAUCCUGGCUGCUGCAUCGGACCAGAGAGAACCUCAGCACUACCAGCUGGACCGUGGUAGAGACGCAGGUCCUGGACGAGACUGCAGGCUGCAGACGGACUCUCUGGUGGAUCUGUACCGAGCUCUGGAGCAGACCAAUCUGUCCAGCUCUGCUGACCACAGAUCAGCCAGUCGCCUGGAGUACAAGCGCUCAUUUGUGCGCAGAGUCAAUGACCCCCUGCUGAAUGACAAGCUGCACCGCCUGCGGAUCCUCAACAGCUCACUGAAGAAUGUCCCUCUUCAAGACACAAAUCGGUCGAUGGGUUUUUUAGGGUAACCUGUUGAGGAUCAGUGUGUUGGUAACACCUCGAUCGUAUUGCCUCUGCCUGUGCCUCGCACUGCCAGCAUCCCGCCUGCUGGAGACAAGAGGCACCAAAAACCAUCUUUUACCUGCUCGGUUCUCCUUCUCUUCUCCCUUUACUUAAAGUUCACUGACCGUGCAGGAGCACAAAGACUUGGUGUCCUUCUUUGCCUCAUCUCUCUCUCUCUCUCUCUCUCUUUUCAAGAUGAGGGCUGGCUGUAAUAAAAGGCAAAUAAGAAAAGAUGCCUGGUUGGGUGAAAUAACUUAUAGACUUACAGGGUUUAUGGCAAACAAGCACUUUGUGUCCGUGUCAAAGAUUUGUCGGAGAGCUUUUGAAAUUGUCGCUCGCGUGCAUGGCCACCUCCCCUUGCUUCUGUUGAACGGUUUUCAACAUUAUGCUGGAGUUGUGUACAGCCGCUCAGAUGUGCACAACAUUUUGUUAUGCAUGUGUGUUUGGUUCAUGGGUACGUUUGUUCUCUGAGUGUACAGGGUGUUAAGCAUAUACAUGUAUAUAUAUAUAUUUAAUAUUACAUUACAACAACAGUGACUACACAAUGUUUUUGGGGUACUUAUACAAAUUGUACAUCAAGUGCUGUGCCUCAGUGAUAGUGAAUGUAAACUGUACUUUUUCCAGGAGAGUUGAGAGAAGAUAUAGAAAGCAAGCUACUCCUCAAACCAGAGGCACAAAAAUAUAAUGCUUGGCAAUAAUGAACCAGUACUGUAAAUUACAAAGGAACGAUCAGAAUAGUUGUCUAUUUUUGUAUGCAUGCCGUCCACCUGAUUGUUUGUAAAACGGUUUUGUAUUUCUAAGUGCGUUUGGUCCGGAGAAUACUGGUGUCACACCCUCACCUCCACCCGACUCCCCUCACCCGCCCUACAAGCACACAGCCACCGCAGUGUAUUUUUAAUUCUUCUUCUACAGAUUAUCCCAGAAAAACUGAAUGAUUUUUCAAAGUGUUCACCAUAAAAAGAGGAAUAGCUGUAUUUAUUAAAUGUUUAAUGUACAAGCAUGCUUUGUAAGACUAAAACAUGUUACCAUGCCAUUCGACUCACAUUGCACACCUGUGCCAUAUUGUAGCUACAUUACUUUUUUUUAUUAAAUAAAGUAUGGUAUGGGCACACGGAA
Amphiprion ocellaris (clown anemonefish) is the source of this 4531-nucleotide messenger RNA. Its product is annotated as connector enhancer of kinase suppressor of ras 2-like. Gene Ontology annotation, cellular component: cytoplasm; membrane. The record is from RefSeq and is a predicted model, not a curated record. Gene Ontology annotation, biological process: regulation of signal transduction. Gene Ontology annotation, molecular function: protein binding. Lineage: Eukaryota; Metazoa; Chordata; Actinopteri; Pomacentridae. The transcript is spliced from 22 exons. Bases 523 to 3381 code for a protein of 952 amino acids.